AUGAAAGAUCAUGACAGCUAUUAAAAGUAUGAUGUUAACUUUUGUUUAAGUCAAAAAAACUANCAUAUAUGGGAUAUGAAAACAGGACUAUAAAAAGCCAUAAUUAUUGAUCAUUCAGAAUAGGUUUAAUCGGUUUGUUUCUCUCCAGAUGGUACCCUAUUAGCAUCAAGUGGUAUUGGUAAGUCUAUCCAUUUAUGGGAUGCUUAGACUGGAAAAUAAAAAGGCAUUUUAGAUGGUCACUCAAAUUAUGUUUAUACAGUAUGUUUUUCUCCUGAUGGUACUACACUAGCAUCUGGUAGUGAUGAUUAAUCAAUACGCUUAUGGGAUCUUAAAACAAAGAAACAGUAAGCCAAACUAGAUGGUCAUUCAGCUUAAAUUAGAUCAGUAUGUUUCUCUCCUGAUAGUACUACAUUAGUAUCUGGUAGUCGUGAUAACUCGAUCUGUUUAUGGGAUGUUAAGACUGGAUAAUAAAAAGACAAAUUAGAGGGUCAUUCACGUUAUGUUUAUUCAGUCAAUUUCUCUCCUGAUGGUAAUACAUUAGCAUCUGGUGGUGGUGAUAAGUCAAUCCGUUUAUGGGAUAUUAAGAUAGGAUAAUAAAAAGCCAAAUUAGAUGGUCAUUCAGAAAUAGUAUUAACAGUAUGUUUCUCUCCUGACGGCGCUACAUUAGCAUCAGGUAGUGAAGAUAACUCUAUCCGUUUAUGGGAUGUCAGGACAGGAUUACAAAAAGCUAGAUUAGAUGGUCAUUUAAAUUCUGUCAGAUCAGUUUGUUUCUCUCCUGAUGGUAUUACGCUAGCAUCUGGUAGUUCUGAUAAGUCGAUUCGUUUAUGGGAUUUACAACCUAGGCAACAAUUAUUAACUUUAGAUUUUUGUUAUAACGAAGUUCUUGCAUAAUUCUUACCCCAUUUUUUUAAAAGCCUCCCUCUACAAGAAAGUGGUAUUAUUUUUUAUUAUCAGUUAGUUACAUCCCAUAUUACUAUCCUUUUAAUAUCAAAAUAAUUAAUAUUUUAAUCAUAAGGUGCUCUAAUUUUCAAGGGAGAAUUUAUUAGUCAAUCAGGCAUAGAUUUGAGGAAAUUAUUUCAAUAAAAAGGAGCCUGCAUUUUAGAAAACUAAAUUGGUUCACAAAAACAAUAAAAUUGA
This is a messenger RNA of Paramecium octaurelia, 1137 nucleotides long. The record is from the annotation of a GenBank genome assembly. Lineage: Eukaryota; Ciliophora; Oligohymenophorea; Peniculida; Parameciidae.